Messenger RNA from Gilbertella persicaria, 3395 nucleotides. RefSeq lists its product as uncharacterized. The record is from RefSeq and is a predicted model, not a curated record. Gene Ontology annotation, molecular function: protein dimerization activity. NCBI's taxonomy places the organism in Eukaryota, Fungi, Mucoromycota, Mucoromycetes, Mucorales, Choanephoraceae. Bases 61 to 3321 code for a protein of 1086 amino acids. The transcript has 3 exons.
CUUUUGUGUUUUAUCUUUUUUUUUUUUCCUUUCUCUUUUUUACUAUUUUCUUUAAAAAAGAUGGAAGCAUUUGCCCCAAUCCCAGUAGAUUUAUUUGCUGACUCAAAUGCAAUACUGGACGAAGAUCAAUCUAAUUACUUCUCGCUUUCUCAAUUCGACUUGGAACUACAGCAACAAGCACAAGCUGCACUUCUUCAGCAAGAUUCUUGGCAAGAUUUCGAUAAGUACUUGCCUAUGGAUAACCAAUUAUUCAACACAAACAACAACUUGAGAAACCAAGAAGCUCAGCCUAUUUUUAUGAACAACACCAAUUCAAAUUUCAACAGCGACCCUACAUUAUUGUAUGAGCCCUUGGCUGAUUUAUUACCACAACAACAAUUCAAGCCUAUUUUUGAUGCAAAUGCAACAAACCUUGAUAAUAAUAAUAAUGUGAACAUUAAACAAGAAUAUGCCAGUCCAGAAUCACUGCCUUAUUCUCCUCCACAGAGUAUGCAGCCAAAUCCUUCUUUAUCUCCAGCUACAAAUCAACAACAAAAUGAUGUUCCAUUGUUUCAACCAACAACUGAAAGAAAAUCUCCAAAGAGUGCGCCAGUAGUAACAACUACCACACCUGCUCUUGAUUUUACAAAUUGGAAUUCACCUCCUUUUGAUUCAACACAAGCCAAAGUUCCUAUUCAGAGACUCAAAACCAAUAGUAUAAUCAAUAAUGCAGUCAACGCAGCCUUGAAUAAUUCAACACCACCUGCAGGUCGCCAACACAAAAAGACGGCACAUAAUGCCAUCGAACGUCGUUAUCGAAACAAUAUCAAUGACCGCAUUGCUGAGCUCAAGAACGCCGUACCAGCACUGCUGUAUGCCAAAGUCAAGGACAGUCGUACAGGCAAACGUGCUCACCGCGGCGACGAUGAUGAUGACGAAGGCGAAGACGGUGAAGAGUUUCUCGAUGGCGUUGCUGUGGCGACCAAGCUUAACAAGGCAACCAUCUUGAGAAAGGCCACUGAAUAUAUCAAUCACUUGAAAAAGACAGGCGAAGACAUUCGUCGUGAGAAUCAAACCCUGCAGCACAUCCUAAGCCAACUUCCCGGCGGUCACGAUGUAUUGCAACGCUAUCAUAUGCAAAAGCAACAACGCGAAAAAGAACUCCAUCAGCAACAGCUAUUAGAACGUCAAAUGCAAAAGCAACAAGACCAGCAACGUAAACUGGCCAACAGGAAACGUGCUCGUCAUCAUCCCUCACACGAGCACUCUGAUGAGUACGAAUCUUCUUCCAGUUCUCCUGGUUCGCUUGAUCCGGUCACCCCACCUGCCAUGGCCAAUCGGGUAUUCAUGGCCCUGUUUAUGUGUAUCACCUUCUUUUCAACGUCACCUUUAACUACAGGACCUUCUUCUGAAAAGUACCAAGCACACCAUCAUGUCUCCAGAACAGCCCCUGUUCCUGGUAGCGACACAGCUACUCAAGAUAUGAACAGCCCAAGUGCUGCUCCUGUAGCUUUUCUUGACUCUUUGUUUAACAUGAAUGACACAUGGUCAACUAUUCGUACAAUUAUUUUUGUUGUUUGCAUCUUCCAACUCUUCUUGCCUUAUAUCAAAUCCAUAGCUUUUGGUCCAUCUCUCAAGCUGAAGCGCGUCCAAAGAGCAAGACGUUCAAUCUCCUCUUCAUCUCAAAAAGAAAUCCUAAACAAUGUGGUUACACCAGGUGAUCUAAAAAACAGACAGAUGUAUACUAUUCUCGAAAAAUCCAUCAAAAGUCAUCCAGACGACUACCUUCCUUCUGCUUCCUUUGGCCUUUACUUUUCUCUCUUUAAAGAAUGUGCUCGCAUUUUUUCUCGCCAUGUUCUCGGUUACGAAAUUAUGUACGGCGACCAAGAUGACAUUGCACCAGAAGAAGAAUGGGGCAAGGUCUGUAAAUGGAUCAAGUUGAAUGAAACUAGAUGCGUCGGUGGUGAUCCUUAUGCAUCUCGGUUGUCUAUGCUUUAUUCCUGCUUCCGCAUGCUUAAUUUAGUGGAUGUGCUUGAUGAAGAUGUUCAUGACCACGUCAUUGAAAUUCAUACCCGUGCUUACGCUACUGCUGCUAUGCAACUACUCUUGGUUCUUCCUCGAUGUUCUAUUACUGAUAAAAUAUCCAAUUAUUUCUGGCAGCAUGCAGCAAGCAACAGUAAGCAUGGUCAUAAUGAAAAUGAUGAAACAGAAGAAGAAAGCAGCCUUUGGAUGCAGUCACUUGCCUGGACAGACUCUGAACAAGACUAUGAUUCUAUUCAUGAUAUGCCCCUCUCUCGUGCUUGGUUUGAAGCUAUGGAAAUCCUUCAAACUCAAAACUCUUUGGAUGUAAGCUCAAAAGGUCACCCACAUCUGGGCAUCUCAUACACUGCUCCUGUUGUUGCCCCUAUUGCCAUUUUAUCAACACUCCAUUUAUUAGACAAUUUGCGUAUCCAAUUUGAUCGUCUUGUUAGUACUAUGGGAUCUGGAGGUGAAGGCAGAAAUCUUGAUCAUGGUUCAGAGUUGGCUUUUAUCGAUAUCAUAUUAUUGACUAAAUCCAACUCGCUUGAACAGGAAGACAGUACUGAUCAGCAAAGGUUGGCUCACUGGUUAGCAGCUGUUGGUGCUAUUACCGAAGGCUUAUGGAAGAACAAACUUGAACAGGCUGAAAAAUGGUUGCCUACACUCAUUCAGAGAGUACCUCGCUCCAUGUCAUGUAAAGCCAAUACAGUUCCUCAGAAGGCUGCUUCAAGUCAACUGGAUGAACUGAUUAAAAAGACGAUGAUUCAUGUUCUUGUUGGUGCUACUUUACUUAAGAGCUCAGAUGUCGAGAAACAAAAGCAAGGUCUAGUUGAGCUUGAGAAUGCUGAAGUGCUUCGUACAGCUAUCCGUAAGCUCCAAAACAAGCUACGCCCUCUUCAUGAAAAUGGCGAAGUUAGCCUUGAAUUUACUGUGAUUGCUCUAGCUGAAUUUGCCGUUUGCUUUAUUGGUCUUGAAUCUUGGAUUAAUGCGCUUAAAUUAGAAGUUUCUCCUGAAAAAGAAAUCUUAAUUGAUGAAGAAGUGCGUCAAACUACUUUGAAUUUGCGUCGUAUGAUGCGUUAUCUUUCCUCUCAAGUAUUGACUGAAAGCCAGGCGAUAGUUGAUCGAUUAAGUCGUCUUGGACGGUUUAUUGCUCAUCAUCCUGGAGAUGCUGAUUCUGCCUGUGAAUUAUCCGAUCAAGAAGAAGAUGAAGAAACAAGGAGAGAAGAGGAAGAGGGUCAAGUUUCCCAAGAAAAUACGAAUAAUCAUAAAGCUUUAACCAGGAGAGCUGAUAGAGCUCAGUCUAUUCUUCGCGGUUUAGCAUAAAAAAGAUAUCAUUACACAUUCAUUAUUAACAUUUCAUUUAAACACAUACACUUCAUAUAAAUAUUUGCUUGCUU